Molecule: messenger RNA, 858 nt
Organism: Closterium sp. NIES-65
Lineage: Eukaryota; Viridiplantae; Streptophyta; Zygnematophyceae; Desmidiales; Closteriaceae
Source: the annotation of a GenBank genome assembly
AUGGCUGAUAGAGGCGGAUUCGAUCGCGGCUUCGGCCGCGGGGACCGCGGAGGGCGCGGGGACAGGGGCCGCGGAGACAGGGGGCGCGGGCGCGGGCGCAGACGCUCGGACGAUAAGGAGGAGGCGUGGGUGCCGGUGACUAAGCUCGGGCGGCUCGUGAAGGAGGGGAAGAUCAAGUCGAUCGAGCACAUUUACCUCUUUUCGCUGCCGAUUAAGGAGCAUCAGAUUGUCGAGGCGUUCCUGCCGACUCUUAAGGACGAGGUGAUGAAGAUCAUGCCCGUGCAGAAGCAGACGCGCGCCGGGCAGCGUACGCGUUUUAAGGCGUUCGUCGUCGUGGGUGACUGCAACGGUCACAUCGGCCUCGGCGUGAAGUGCGCUAAGGAGGUGGCCACCGCCAUCCGCGGCGCGCUGAUCCUCGCGAAGCUGUCCGUGAUUCCCGUGCGACGCGGGUACUGGGGUAACAAGAUCGGCAAGCCGCACACCGUGCCGACUAAGGUUACCGGGAAGUGCGGCUCGGUCACCGUGCGACUCGUGCCCGCGCCGCGUGGUUCCGGGAUUGUGGCGGCGCGCGUGCCGAAGAAGGUUCUGCAGUUCGCGGGGAUCGAGGACGUGUUCACGUCGUCGCGCGGCUCCACGAAAACGCUCGGCAAUUUCGUGAAGGCCACGUUCGCCUGUCUGCUCAACACGUACGCCUUCCUGACGCCCGACCUCUGGCACGCCACCAAGUUCACCAAGACGCCCUUCCAGGAGUUCACCGACUUCCUUGCCAAGCCCCACAAGCUCGCCCUCCCUGCCGUCGUGCCCGAUGCCUUUGCUGCCCCCCCUCCUGCCGCCGCUGCCCCUGUUCCUGCGUUCUAG